This is a messenger RNA of Fusarium fujikuroi IMI 58289, 693 nucleotides long. RefSeq lists its product as uncharacterized. The coding region runs from base 1 to 693 and encodes 230 amino acids. The transcript is spliced from 3 exons. NCBI's taxonomy places the organism in Eukaryota, Fungi, Ascomycota, Sordariomycetes, Hypocreales, Nectriaceae. The record is from RefSeq and is a predicted model, not a curated record.
AUGCCGCGAGACUUCCAAUUUGUCACCGUCUCUAACCCAGCUGAGCCUGUUCCCCAGCAUGUCCGGAGCUUAACUCACUCCCAUGCGGUUCGGCAAAGACAUGCCAAGGAGAGAAGACUACGGAUGCAGAAACACCAGGAAGACAUGGCUAGAAAUGCAGAGAGCACUUCGCUAAACAGGGUUCUUGGGUAUAGCCAUGAUCCAUUUGCCGCGCUUCCGAAGCAACUCUUAUCUCAUGAGACCUUUCUUCUCGACCAUUAUGUCCGUGUCGUCGUUCCAUAUAACGUCAGGACAUGCCGUCUCUUCAACCAAAUGAACGACCAUGAAGGACAUGUAAUGCGCGAUUGGGUUGGUCUCGCCAUUACAGACAGUGAUCUUCUCAGCUCCAUCAUCCUCCUCGGCGCAUGCCGCCACAUUCUUACCAGCAACCCCAACUCUGGUUUGAUGCAGGCCGCACUACAAUACAAAUACAGCGGCCUAAAAGCACUGCGCCAUGCCGUUAGCUUUGGUGAAGCUGUUGUCGCGAGACAGCAUAUUCAAGGUGUGUUUGCAAUGAUAGAAGCGGCCGGGGGUUCGCAGUGUCUUGAUGGGACGGGGCUGUUGAAGCGCAUGUAUUUUAGAUUCCUUGAGAUGAGGGAGAGUCCGGGGCUACAGCUACCAAAGGGUAUUGCUUACUCUAGCCACUGCUGGUAA